AUAGUUUAUGAAUGAAAAACAUUAAAAAAAAAAAAAAGAAUUUCGAAAUCCGUUUUCAGAAACCGGAGUAAUUUUAAAAAUACGACAAAAACUAAAUUGUACAAUAAAGUUGCAAAUGACUCAUAUAGUUCAAUUGUUUGCAAAAUAAAAUGGUGAAUGAAUAUUUUCUGAGUAUUCACCGAGUAAAAAUAAUCAAAAAAUUGUUAGUAGAGCUCAUAUGAGUACUCAUGGAUGAAUUAUGAGUAAAGUCGUACGCAUAGUAUAAAUACUUUCACUAGGGUGUUUUUCUAGAUAUCCUCAUUUACCAGUAUUAUCAAUAUUGACAAAAAAUAAUCGUUUAAUAUAUCUCCCAAUGGAAUUAUGCGAUGUUGAACCUAUUCGUAGUAAACGUUUGACAACAGAUCAAAUACGAAUUUUGUGUGACAAAGCAUCGAAGCCACCUACUGAAUAUGUACAGAACAUCAUGCAUGUUCGAAAUGUAGAACAAAAUUUUAAUGAUGAUCCAUUUGUCAAAGCAUGGAAUAUUAAUGUUGACCCUCAAAUGCUAAUGAUACCGGCACGUGUGUUAUCAAUGCCCAUAAUUCAGUAUGAUCAAUAUAAGGUACAAAACGGUAGCAAGCCAGGCGUAUGGACGAUGGGAAAUGGUGUCCAAUACAGAAAACCAGCACCAUUUCCGAAAAUAUGGGCAGUGAUCAAUAUGUCACCUAAUCUUCGUGGAAAUGAUGUGAAGAGCUUCUGUAUAGAAUUAAUGAAACGUGCGAUACAACGUGGAAUUAAAAGAUUUUCUUUACCAGCUAUCUAUGAAGAGUGUGGUGAUACAAAUUCAAUUAUAGAAUGCAUCCAAGAAAUGGUGAAAAUAAAUUGUGAUUGUAAAUUUAUAUUUCUUAUACUUCCUGAAUAUAAUGUCCAAUUGUAUCAACUUAUUAAAACAGUUUGUGAAUGUCAACUGGGCAUUAUUACAGGGUUUGUUAUCGAAAAAAAUGUUAAGAAAAAUAUGUAUAAUGGACGAGAAGUAUUCAAUGUACCGGUUAUAGAACAUUUAUUACUCAAACUUAAUUCAAAAUUAGGUGGAAUUAAUUCAAGUGUUAAAACACAUUCUGUUAUUGAAAAGUUUUUUUCUCGUGGUCAUCGUAUUAUGUACGUCGGUAUUGAUUUAAGUUAUCCGGGACCGGGUCUAUUGGAUACUGGUCGAAGAGCGAGUGUGGCUGUUUGUGCAUCAGCUGAUGACAUUCCAUAUCGCUAUUUCAAACAGUUACGUGUACAAUUUUAUCCAGCUAAAUUGAAAAAUGGACAAAGUUUAGAAACAAUUGUCAAUUUAAAAGAAAUAAUGAUAAAAUUAAUUGAAUCAUAUAAUGAAUUAAAUCAUUAUCCGCCAAAUGCAAUUGUCAUCUAUCGUGAUGGAAUAUCAGAUGGCGAAUUUGAUACGAUAUCUUCGAAUGAAUUAGAUGCAAUUCGUCAUGCAUGUUCUAACUUUAGUGAUGCCUAUCGUCCAUCUAUUACAUAUACUGUUGUUCAAAAACGUCAUCACACUCGUUUUUUUAUCGAGAACGAUAAUCGACCAGGUUUUAGCAAUGUGUUAGCUGGUACAGUUAUCGAUUCUCCAGAACUCAUCAGUUCAUCUACAAAGAAUUUUUAUUUAAAUAGUCAUGCUUCACUAAAGGGCACUAAUCGUCCCGGUCAUUAUCAUGUUCUGUAUGAUGACAAUAAUCUGUCAGCUGAUCAGAUACAAAUGUUAACAUAUGCUCUCUGUUAUACGAAUGCUCGUUGUACAAGAUCGGUAUCAAUACCGACUGUAGUAAAAUAUGCUGAUAUGUUGGCUACACGUGCUGCUUUUUAUUCAAAAGACUUUGGAGCGCCAGCACGUGAACCCCAUGAUAAAUCGAUUCAUAGCAUACAAAUCAAUCUAUCUGAUGGAUUAGCCCCUGAUUCAAUAUUUUUCGUUUGA
Molecule: messenger RNA, 1945 nt
Organism: Didymodactylos carnosus
Lineage: Eukaryota; Metazoa; Rotifera; Eurotatoria; Philodinida; Philodinidae
Source: the annotation of a GenBank genome assembly